Lachancea lanzarotensis is the source of this 903-nucleotide messenger RNA. It is a transcript of the gene MED2, whose product is annotated as LALA0S09e06304g1_1. The coding region runs from base 1 to 903 and encodes 300 amino acids. Lineage: Eukaryota; Fungi; Ascomycota; Saccharomycetes; Saccharomycetales; Saccharomycetaceae. The record is from RefSeq and is a predicted model, not a curated record. The transcript has a single exon.
AUGUCAGACUCUACAGCUCUUCCAAGUGAGCAACGCCAUCAGAACAAGCUCACGAAAUGUUUUGACGAUAUUAUGAAAACUGCAGCAGAGAUGCUGGUGCAACAGCAGAUGAAGAGCAUUCAGCUAAGCUCAGAUAUAGCUGCAGGGUUCACACAGUCGCAGCAUAAGUUGUUGGGAGAAAAGGUGCAUACAUUUCACUCGAUUCUGGACGAUUUGGACCUGACGCUCACAACGGCCAAGAACUGUGUGGAUAAGUUUGCAGCAGAAGCCGCAGCGCGCAGAGAGAAACUGCUUGAAGAGCAAAGAGUUCAGCAAAUCGAGCAAGAGAAGCUGAAGCGGGAACAAGAGGACCAAAAAAGACUGAUAGAGGCGCAAAAAGCAUCAGAAUCGACGCCUUUCGGUCAAAAUGAUUAUCCGGAAUCCACUCCCACAACAUUUCUCAACGAGCUUUCGAAAUCUAACCUCAGCGGUCCAAACCGCAAUCUCAAAGAGAUCACGACCGCUAGUGCGGGACAGAAUGACGCUAAUGACAACACAAAUGGCACGGGCGGUAGCAGCCAUAACACGAGUGGGGGUCAUGAUGGCUACUCCACAGGCCUCAAUGAUUUGAACGACCUGGACCUUUCCAUGUUUGGCGGUAUUGAGCAAAAUGAUCUGGGUUUAGGCUUUGAUGAGGUUCCAAUGGCUGCUAAUAAUAAUGAUAAGAAUUUGAAUAACGAGAGUGGUUUGAACGACUCUGCUCCGCCUAGGGGUAACGAUGGUUCUAAUCAAAUGCUCGGAAAUGACCCUAGUGCCAAUAACACAGACAGCUAUCUGACGUUAAACGAUUUCAAUGAUCUGGGAUUAGAUUGGAAUAAUUCAGAUGCUCAGAAUGGGUUGGAUAUGAGCGAGUUUAACAUAUGA